Exophiala aquamarina CBS 119918 is the source of this 828-nucleotide messenger RNA. RefSeq lists its product as uncharacterized. The transcript is spliced from 3 exons. Lineage: Eukaryota; Fungi; Ascomycota; Eurotiomycetes; Chaetothyriales; Herpotrichiellaceae. The coding region runs from base 1 to 828 and encodes 275 amino acids. The record is from RefSeq and is a predicted model, not a curated record.
AUGGCCACACCCCAGCGGCCUUCCGGCCUGAUUGGCAACAAAGGCAUAGAAUUGCUUACGGCAGGCACUCCCAAUGGUUUCAAGAUCUCAAUUUUGCUUGAGGAGCUCAAGGAAGCUUAUGGCAAGAAGUACACGUACCAAAACCUCGACAUAGUGAAAUAUAACGAUCAGAAGGAGCCGUGGUUUAUCAAGGUGGGCCCGAAUGGCCGCAUUCCUGUCAUCAUCGAUCACGACAAAGGCGGGUAUGCUGUUAUGGAAACCCUGGCCAUUCUCAAUUACCUGGCCCACCACUACGACACGGACCAUAAAUUCUCGUUUGAAGAUCCGCUGGACAUCUGCACUGCAGAACAAUGGAUGGCGUGGCAGCAUGCUGGUCUAGGCCCAAUGCAAGCGCAGGCCAACUUCUACUACAGAUUCUGCCCUGAGCGCCAUGCCUUUCCGACGCAAAGAUUCUUUGGUGAAACCGAAAGGCUAUAUGGCGUGCUUGAAGCCCGCCUCGCCAACCGCGAUUAUAUCGCGGGCCCUGGGCGUGGGAGUUAUAGCAUCGUUGAUAUCGCUGUAUGGCCAUUCAUCAACUCGUCUCCUGCGACUGGUAUAGACCUUGAGAAGUUUCCGCACAUCUACGGGUGGUGGGAACGAAUCGAAGAGCGCCCAGCAGUUAAGAGCGGCAUGAUGGUUCCUAGUGGACGGGAAUUCCCGUACGGGUAUAGAGCAGUCCAGCAAAGAGUGAAAGAGGACCCACAGGGUGCAGAACAGAGCGAGGGGCAGCUAAGGGACGCCUUGGUAAGAGCGCAACAACAGGUUAAUUAUGUGUAUCAGAGUCCCUGA